GCUUCCGUUGAAAGCAUUGCCGUCAAAAUGGCUGCCUCUGUUGAUAACGACUUGGUGGAAAGUGAUCUACCUAAAGCUGUGCAGCUGCUAAACAACCUCACAGAGCAGGUGGUGUCUGUCACAAGUCAUGUACGCGAUCUUCUAAAUAAAGUGAAAGAUGGAUCUUUUAAGACUUCAAAGGGUUUGUCGUUCUUGGACCUCCGAUACCACCUUCUGCUGUUUUAUUUGCAAGACCUCACCCACCUCGUCAGCAUCAAGACUGAAGGAGGUCAAAUCAAAGAUAGUGAAGCUCUGGAGCGGAUAGUGACAGUCAGAACGGUCCUGGAGAAGAUGAGACCACUGGACCAUAAACUAAAAUACCAGAUUGAUAAAUUGGUGCGCACGGCUGUAACUGGCAGUCUAGCUGAAAACGAUCCUCUACAACUACGCCCUAAUCCUGGGAAUCUUCAGAGCAAGCUGAGUGAAUCUGAAUCUGAAGAGGAGGACAAGGAUACAGCUAAAAAAGCCGGCCAACCUACUGCUAAGAAAUACGUUCCACCAAAAAUCGCACCUAUGCAUUAUGAUGGAGACAUUACGGAGGCGGACAAGAAGCAAGAGCGGGUGGAGCGUUUGAAGCGUGCGGCUCUGAGGAGUUCAGUGAUCCAGGAACUCAGACAACAAUACAGCGACGCACCCGAGGAGAUCAGGGACCGGCAGGACUUUCAAAGCGAGAAGGAGAGCAGAGAGGAGAUGCACAGGAAAAACUAUGAGGAGUCAAUGAUGGUUCGUCUGCAGGUGUCAAAGAGUCAGAAAAAAUCCAGAAAGAGGAGCAUGAUGGGAAUGGCAGGACAGCUCAGCGGUAUUACCCACUUUAGUGACAUCUCAGCGCUAACAGGAGGAGAGCCCGGCCUGGACGGGGACAAUGCCAGACCCAAGAAGAAGAAGAAGCUCAUGAAAAAGAAAACUAAAAGGAAGGCAUUCAAAAAGCGUAAGUGAGUCCUUUUGACCAGUGAAGACAUCAGUAAAUUUCUUGUAUAUUGUCAACAGUUUAACCUUUGGAAUAAAGUUGUUGAUUCUG
Molecule: messenger RNA, 1057 nt
Organism: Boleophthalmus pectinirostris (great blue-spotted mudskipper)
Lineage: Eukaryota; Metazoa; Chordata; Actinopteri; Gobiiformes; Gobiidae
Gene: ngdn
Product: neuroguidin, EIF4E binding protein
Exons: 11
Coding region: 28-975 (315 amino acids)
Biological process (GO): maturation of SSU-rRNA from tricistronic rRNA transcript (SSU-rRNA, 5.8S rRNA, LSU-rRNA)
Cellular component (GO): small-subunit processome; nucleolus
Source: RefSeq, a predicted model, not a curated record